AUGGCUCUUGCUGGAUAUUUAAUGAAUAAAAAUGUACCUAUGGAUAAACUGCCAUUAAAGCUAUGUUCAGUUAGCCGUUGUUACAGAGCAGAAGUAUCAAGUGUGUCCGAAGAAAAAGGAGUGUAUCGUGUGCACCAGUUUACUAAAGUUGAAAUGUUUGGUGUUUCUUUACCGGGUAAAUCUGAAGAACUGGCUUUAUAUUUUAGAGAUGUACAGGAAGAGUUGUAUACUUCAUUGGGUUUGCACUACAGGGUAUUAGACAUGGCCAAACACGAGCUUGGAGCUCAAGCUUACCGAAAAUAUGAUAUUGAAGCUUGGAUGCCUGGACGUCAAAAAUUUGGAGAAAUCUCUAGUUGUAGUGAUUGUUCCGACUAUCAAGCUAAGCGAUUAAAAAUUCAGUCGGAUGAUAUUUGCUUACAUACUGUAAAUGGAACGGCGUGUGCUGUUCCACGACUCAUUAAAGCGUUGGUAGAAACACAUCAGACCGCUGACGAAUCACUCAAACUACCUAGUGUACUAAGUCCCUUUAUAAAUGGACAAAAUUGGUUGAAAAGCAUAUCUAAUUUUCCAAAAUUAACUCCUAUACAAGCGCAUAGAUAUGACAUGUAA
Messenger RNA from Adelges cooleyi (spruce gall adelgid), 609 nucleotides. It is a transcript of the gene SerRS-m, whose product is annotated as serine--tRNA ligase, mitochondrial. Gene Ontology annotation, biological process: mitochondrial seryl-tRNA aminoacylation. Gene Ontology annotation, cellular component: mitochondrion. NCBI's taxonomy places the organism in Eukaryota, Metazoa, Arthropoda, Insecta, Hemiptera, Adelgidae. Gene Ontology annotation, molecular function: serine-tRNA ligase activity; tRNA binding; ATP binding. The transcript has a single exon. The coding region runs from base 1 to 609 and encodes 202 amino acids. The record is from RefSeq and is a predicted model, not a curated record.